Messenger RNA from Podarcis lilfordi (Lilford's wall lizard), 20377 nucleotides. The record is from the annotation of a GenBank genome assembly. NCBI's taxonomy places the organism in Eukaryota, Metazoa, Chordata, Lepidosauria, Squamata, Lacertidae.
UGCAUUACUCCCUAACUUUUUUUGUCUCUGUGGCCCGUCUAGCGGCCUCCAAGGCGGAAGAGUUUCAUAUGCCUGUCAGAGUGGUGCAAAACAAUGGCCUGAUCUUCACCCCGCCCCUCUACUUCCGGUUCAGACGUCACGGACGCCGUCUUUCUUCGAACCUGCCUUCCCUCACGCAGACACCCGAACUCCGCGGCCCAUUUCACUCUUCCGCCCUUCCUCCUCAGCUCGGAGGCCUAUCGCGAGCGGAGGGCGGGGCGAAGUUUCAGCCAGUCAAAAGCCCAAAGCAUUGGCCAGAGGGCGGGCGAGCGAGCGCCGCGAAGGAACUUCCGCUUCUCCGUACGACGACUUCAGGAAGAAGGAGGAAGCCACCGCGGCAAGAGCUGGCGAGAUAGCGGAGCGGCCGUCGUGGUAGAUUCGAGUCCGGCCGAGCUGCGAAUCCGGGAAACGGCUCCCCCUCCCCCACCCCGCUCUCAACGGUUUUUUCCUCUCAUAAACGUCGACAUGACGUACCCAGGGUUCGGAGCGGUGAGUAGAAAGGGCGUGAUUGGAGGGAAGGCCUGUCUGUCGGUCUGUCUGUCCCUCUCUCCCCCACCCACCCGGCCGGGCCCUUUUCUCUGGCGGCGCGGCUGUCAGUCUCUUGCUCGUCCUCCCGGCUGGGGUCAGAGCCGAGGGAGCCCGGCCGGCCCUUCAGGCUCCAGGCCCUUCUUUUUAAGGCCUUGCCGAAAUUGGUCUCCUUCCGCCGAGCGCCCCCCCUCCCGAUAGUUGGCGGAGAAGCCAUUAAUGUGUGCAGUGCAAGAGGCGAGGGAGAGAGGGAGGACUCUGUUCUCUUACAGCGGGAGGAAAUGGAAGGCGUGCCUGACUCUGACACAUCAAGCGAGCUAAAGGGUUGCCAUUUUAAAAAAGAAAAGAGGAGGAGGGGGGAAAAACACACCUCUCCCUUUCUUUCUCUUCAUAACAGGCCCAGCCUCUGCCUUGUGGAUGACGUACCGUUUGCCAUCCUAUUAAAUUUGAAUACUUAAUUCAUGGUUGUGGAGCCACCGCUUAAAGGCAUAGCAAGAAGAUUUUUUGAGUGCUUAGGCCGUGCAUCUAGAAACUGGGUGAUCUGUUAGAGCAGUACUGGUGUUUUUAGGUCCCUUGGUUAAAAGCACUGAAAAUGCACUGCCGUAGGUGUAGGAAGACAGCGGGUGGUGCCUGGGGAAAUCAUUUCAGCUGUCGCAGUCUUUGCUGAUUUUAAGCUAUCUAAUGUGGGACACUGGGCCCUGGGGGGGUGGUUUGCAGGGAAGGAUAAUUUGUCUUUUGUCACUGCUCUGCAUCCCAGGUAAAUAAGGUCAUGACUACAGGCUGAAUUGAUUUUUAAAAUGUCAGGCAAGUUAAAGGUUGUAAGAAUGGAUGAAUAGCAACCCAUCCGAUCUUGCUUUAAGAGAAUUGGAAAUUUCUUUCCCUUUUGACUAAAAUCAGGUGAAAUCUCCUAUUUUAUAUAUAAAUUUAUUUGUUUUUUCAAAUUAAAGUUUUCCAAUCACAUAUCCAACAUACAUCAUAAAAACAAGAUUUCAAAAAAUCUCCUGGACUUCUCUCCUCCCCUUUGAUCUGGAGGGAAGAUCAGGUGAAAUCUCAAGCACCUCUUUGCUACCCCAUUAAUAUAUAUGUAUGUGUGGCUAGAAGUCUAGCCUUAAACUUUAACUCAAAUUGAGUCAAAGUAAUUGUUUUAUUGCAUCCAAGUGAAUUUGGUAUAUAUAAAUUUCUAAGUAGAACUGUUUUUUUCUACUCAAAAAUUAAAACUUGCAGACCAGCCUUGUGGUUGGCAGUAGUCAAAUACUUGCCAGGUCUGUUUGGGAAUGGUAUUCAAGAACUUUUUCGAUGACAUUCAGAAAAAAAGCUUACCUUUCCUCCCUAAGAGUGUUUUCCUGGCAUGUAAUGCUAAACCUCCUACUUCCCCAACCCCUAGAAUAAGAAGCUUUGAUGAUAGUAGUCUGCUUCCUGGCUUACUGCACAAAUAAAAAUAGUCAAUUUAUAGUGGUGCUGGAAUUCCUUCAGUUGCAGGAAACUAGUUGAAACAAAAUACUAAGCACUGGUGUGCUUUGGACUACUUUGUAUUUGUAAGUAGUCAUAUUUUUCCUCAUUUGGCUAGGUACAGUGUACUUAGUUGAAGUAGCUUGCAUCACCACUGCAAAAGUAGCUGAACUAGCUAACUUUUUCUUUGCUGGUGCAAUUUUGCAAACACUAUUGGGGAAACUCAGAUUCCAGCACUACUUUCUGGUAUUCCUUAUCUGGUUUGCUUCUGUUAUGAUGUUACUUUGUUGAACUGCCCUUUCUGUACUGCCAGAGUACCAUGCCUCCUGUGCCACCAUACCCUUACAGUAGUGAAUCCCAAAUUAGUGGUCAAGAAAACUAUCUGUUUCUAUAAGUGUAAACGUUACCAUAGUAAGAUGUAGUGAUAUUAGAAUUGUAGUGCACAUACACUCCUUGAGUUUGUGAGGCAUUUCAAUUCAGUGAAAAUAAUCUGUUCUAGACAAUACAGUGGUGCUUCGCAAGACGAAAUUAAUCCGUUCCGCGAGUCUCUUCAUGUUGCGGUUUUUUCGUCUUGCGAAGCACAGCUAUUAGCGGCUUAGCGGCUAUUAGCGGCUUAGCGGCUAUUAACGGCUUAGCGGCUAUUAACGGCUUAGUGGCUUAGCAGCGUUAAGAAAAAGGAAGGAAACUCGCAAGACGUUUCGUCUUGCGAAGCAAGCCCAUAGGGAAAUUCGUCUUGCGGAACGACUCAAAAAACUGAAAACUUUCGUCUAGCGAGUUUUUCGUCUUGCGAGGCAUUCAUCUUGCGGGGCACCACUGUAGAUGUUUGUGAUGAGCUGGUAAAUAUAGUGAAAUAUGUAUGUUCUUCUUUUCCUCUUCCUCAAAAGUAUGGAGCUUACCGUGGGCAGGUGCCAAUGCAAAUGGCAAUGGGUCAGCCAGUUCCUGGAGGAGUGCAAAGUGUGGCCCAUGGUGGAUCUCCUGGCUAUUCUGUUUAUUCUGGUGCCUAUGCUGCAGCUGCUGCUGCUGAUCCCUUGUGGACAUUUUUCAGUGCUAUUGCUGGACAGGUACGUUAGUUCAAGUUACUAUCUUAAAGUUUUGAAAGAGGGCUCUUAUGUUUUGAUUGUAGUGUAAGGCAUAGACUAGUCCUCAGGAGUUUGUUUGCUAACAUGUUAACAGUAACAUCUGUAUAGAUCUGUCAGUGAUUUGCAGCUUGAAAACAUUGUAAAUUGAAGAUGGGCAUUAGAUAGUUUUAUUUCUUUUUUAGGGGAUUGUGAUAUUGUUGAAAACUGGCCAAGCUCCUUAGUCACAUUCUUUUUCCACCUGGUCAGUCAACUACAUGUGUACAUUUGGCUCUUACUUAUAGAUUUAGAUAUUAAGUUUUCUUUUAUCAUCUCAAAAACAUUGUAUCAUCUCAAAAACUGUCUUGUCUGCAACUUUAAUACAUACUGCCUAGCCUUUGAAACAAAAGGUUCUCUUUCUAAGAAUGUGGGGACUCUUAAAUAUGAUACUUUAGCUCCUUGGCUGCAAAUCACUGAGCAGAUAAUUUUAUUUCCAGGAUUAUAUGUCAUAAGGAUGGGGAGGCUGUUUGUAACUGCCUUGGUGCUCCCUUUUCAAUGCUGAGAGGAUUAUAUAGAGUUUUGUAUAGCUAUUAAUGAAGUAAUAAUUAAGUGAGCACUUUUAAAUUUUGAGUCUGAAGCAGUCUUCUGGGUUGGAAGAGUCAUAUACAUUGUAUGUGGCUAGGUAUUUUAUAGAGUAGCACCAGUGUAAUCUGGGCAAAAGGACUGGUUAAAAAAAAAGGUUAUAGUAAAGAUUCACGAAAGGGCGUAUGCAUGGCCCCACAGGUCAUUGGUCUCUAGAGCGUUUUGGGACUUGUGAUGCCAAUAUGCAUUCUCUCAAGAGUGUGGAUCUGCAAAGGCAAUAUUCAUGAAGAACUCCAGUUCCAGGUGAGUAACUCCUUUAGAUUUUUCUCCCCUUGGCAUUUUAAUUUCUACAGUCUUUACCAAGCAAGGUUUCAAGUUGUUACAUGUUACAUCCUACAUGUUAGCAUUUCAGUAAGACAUUUUAGGGAAGGCACAACUUUCAUUUGUGAUUGUCGUCUUCAUACCAGGGGAACCAUUUCAGAUUUUGGUGCUGGUGUGGUUAAGCCAGGUCCAAUGGCCCACUCUUCACAUUGUAAGUGAUGGCUGCAAAGAGCCAGCAUAUUAAAACAACUGUAUUUUAAUGAUCAACAAGGACCUUGGAUGGAAUAAUAAUAAUAAUAAUAAGCAGGCAACAUUGCACAAGCUCUCCUUUCUUUCCCCACCCUUCCAUCCCCACAAAUCUGGUCCAGAAAGUCCUCUGACCCUAUGGAUAAGAUUUUGGGGACAACAUGAGAGGCUGAGGGAGAUAGGAAAGAAGGUAAACUCCUGUUGUAUGACUUCAGGCCUUUCUCAUUCAUGCAUGGACACCACUGGAGAUAACCUAGUGUUAUUCACACCACACAUGACUUUAAAGUAAGGCAUUGAUGGCUUUGGUGUACAUAGAUCCAUUUGAUUAUAUAUAGUGCUCCUUUUGUAGAACUAAUGAGCUAACAGAGAAAUGCUGAGAAUAAUCACAUGCCAUCUGAUGUAGCAAUUGCCUUCUCUAGAUGGCACUCCUAAUCCACAAAAGUGGUCUUGGGUGGGAGUAACUGAUCACUGCAUGUAAUGAAUGAGUAAUGAAUAUUUUGGUACUAUUUUAGUAUCAUUUAAUCUCAGUCUAAAACAACCCAGUAGUUCUUUAACUAAAAAAAGGCUCAACUGCAUAGUAUGAAAGGGAAGCACUUUUGAAUGGAGAUAUUGGGAGACCACACUUAGGCAUGGUUUCACACCACGUUAAAUUAUAGUUAAGGUAUUAUGCACACUGUUGAAAUUGCAGACACUGCUCCUCACUGACUUCUACUGGGUGCUGUCUAGAAAACAAGGCAUGGUCUGAUUUGUCAUGUUAGCCAAACGUAGGCUCAUGGUUUGGAAACAAGCAGUAGCCUGAGUUUGGACAACAUGGCAAACCAUUCCAUGGUUUGCUUGUUGGCAGAAGAAGGGAAGGAGUGAAACACUUGUGAUUCCAGCAGGGUGCAGCAGCAUGCUUCUCAUUCACAGCAGAUUAUAUUUUAUUUUAAUAAUUACUUAAUGCUAGAUGUGAACUAGGUCAGAAGGUAGAACCUUAUUUGUUAUGUUUUGUUUGCAUAGUUGCUGGGAAAACAAAUGCUUCUGGCCAAAUUCAUGCUCUUUUACCUCUGGUCAUUGGGACAAGCUGAUAGAUGAGGGGAUUUUAAGCUAGUUGUUAGAACUCUGAUACUUAUUUAAAUGAGCAUGUGUGAAUUUUGAGUAUGCUUUUCUGAAGCUAGUCUAAGCAGUGGAAAGUUGAUAGAGGAUUGUACCUGAAGUGGACUGUAGGAGGAGAGAGAGUAGGAUGAGCAGGAUGGAAACUUAGGGCUUUCUUUUCGUCUAGCAGAGAAAGAGAAACUUUCCAGAGUACCCUAGUUCCUAGAUUGGGGAAUGCAGCAGUGUGUUCUGGGGUAGCACUAGUAAGUGAUGGUGAGAUAGGUGGUCUUCCUUUGUGCACAGGGACAGUGGCUCCUUGCCACCUCAGGUUGUAAGGCAGACGUUACUGAAACCAGAAAAGGAGAAAGGAAGGUAAUUAACAAACUCUGGUAUUUGCCUCCUAUUUUUAUUCUUCUGGAGAACCAGAAACACUGUUAAGUUCAAGGCAGAACUAGUGUGCUUCACUCUGGCAGCUACUGCUUUGAAACACUAGGCCUGGGAUCCCUAGCUAGACGCCUUGAGCCUAGGAACACAUUUGGAAGUCUAAAGCUUGUGACACUCUGAACUCCCCAAAAUGAGCUUAGUAAGCACCAUGAGGACACCAUGGUGGUCAUGGGUGUCACAUUGAGGACCUAGCACUAGACACUGUGUGGGUGAGUUGUUGAAUGACUUCACCAGAAAUACUGUAUGAGGGAAUGGCUUAAGGUAAGCCAUGACUAUGAAGUCUAGAAAAGUGGCCAAUAUAUAAAGUAGCUUUCAAUUUUUUAAUUAAGUAGAAUAAUUUUAAUGUAACAAUUUCCAGCCCUUCUAUAAAGUUUUCUAAACAAUACUGAAGUCUUGUGGGUGCAUCACUGGAUUCAGGCCCCCGUUUACAUUUGAAGUAGUUAAGGCAGCAAGGUCUUGAUUAAUGGCAGGCAGGAUGGGGGUUCAUUGUACUGAGAGUUGGUGAGUCCAUAGAAAUCCAGGAAAGUCUUUGAAGAAAUGAGUUGUUGUUUUUUUAAAAAAAUGGCUUGCCCAAUAGUACAACUGUGUUCUAGUCAUAAGGAACGGCCUAUAAAUAUGAAAAAGAAUACUGAAGAUAAUGGGAAACUCUUGUAACUGUAGGAACUCCACGUAUAUAUUAGAGCAGCUGUGGGGAACCUUUGGCCUUCCAGAUGUUGCUGAACUACAACUCCCAUCAUCCCUGGGCAUUGGCCAUGCUUGCUGAGGCUGGUGAGAGUUGUAGUUCAGCAGCACACCUGUAUUAGACUAGCACAUAAUUAAAUGUAGAUUCCAGGUAAAAAUACAUUUUGGUUUCAAGUGUAGUUCCUCUUUUGGAAAUAAGAACAUUAUGAAGCACUGCCACCUUUUCAUUGCUGAAAGCUUUACAGAAGUGUUUUUCAAACCUUGUAUCUUCAGGGAACCCUUUCCACGUUGACUUACCUGGUGAAGCACACCGUAGGUACCUACUGUGGAGCAAAGGAAUUCUGUAAUACACAUUUCAGAAUUUAUCUUAAGUAGGAUCCAGGCUUUUUGGCUCCACAGAAACUGACCUUGCAUCCUGAACACCCUUACAGAGGAGUAAGGUCCAUUGAAUGCAGUGGAAAUUGCUUUGGAGUAAAAUGCUUAAGAUUGCUCUGUGAGUGCUCCAGAAUGUACUGAACACAGCCCUGUAGCUGUGAGAGAUCAGGAAAGGUAUUGACAAGCCAUCUUUCUGGGAAGUUUUUCACCAUAACUGUUUUUGUUGAAGAACCCUUGAUAAGCUUCUGAGGAACUCAAGGGUUCCCCAAUACAUAGUUUGAAAACCACUACUUUAGAUUAAUUGUAUGUAAAUGGGGUAACAUAUAUGAAAAAAGGGGGGAAAUUACGUGCUUUGAUUUUCUCCAAGUAGGACCUUAAUUGAUGACUUCCAUAUUUUUUUUCUUAAUUCUCAAGUGUAAUAUUUUAGUAAAUUUAGUUUUUUAUAGGAGGAAUAAACAUUCACUCCUGAAGUACCAGUCAAAUAAGCACAGUCUGUCAUCUGCCAUGUAGCAGGACCAGUGGGGUGAUGGAAGCGUGGGCCUUGACACUCAAAAGAACUGAUCAGGUAGAAACUUGCAGUAACAUGGGUAUUACUUUUGGAGGGGUGGGUAAAAGCAGGCCAGUGAAGUCAUUUCUGAGUGUUGUUGCAUUGUGGUCAGUCAGUGAGACUCAGAAAUGUAUUUACCAUCAAAUUCCAACAAUCCUUUCCUGUGAGCUUACCCAAUGAAAAUUAUUUUGUAUUUGUGGGUAAAUGGUAUAAGUACCUUCACACUAUUGCAUAGUCAUGUUGGACAGUUAUCUCUAGGAUGUGACUACAUAGAUCCACAGUUGACUAGAGAUGUUUGACCUUUUUAGUGUUUAAAUGUGGCUAAAUAACACAAGUUCAUAUUCUUUCUCCUGAAACCCAUGAUCAGCGUAUAGUAGUUUCUUAGACUAGCCAGGAGGAAGAUCAUCCCUUUCAGGUUAGAACAAGAGAUACAUUUACACGUGCUUCUGGGAAACUUCUUGUAAGAAGCCCAGUCACUUUAGGAUAAUAGGGUUUGCAUUGGGUGAAAAUGAAGUGGGUUUUGAAUUUACUUCCCCCUUUACAUUUUCAUUGGAGAAGCUCACACACUAAGCUUUUCAUUUUUAUUUAUUGCUAUAAAAAUCAUCCCAAGGGAGGGGAUGAUUUUACAGUAAUAUUUACAUUAAGUGCAUGUUAGGAGACAAGAUUCUUUGUGCCGUGUUAGGUGUGACAUCUUAGUAGGAUAAUGUAUUGAUGUACCAUGGUAGUUGAAAUGCUUCAUGUCAUUGUAAGCAAAUCUUCUGUGUGAUAAGCUUUAGUUGAUCAAACAAGUAGCUCACUGGCAUUAGUGCAGAGCUUCAGAACUGUUCAAAGAGCUACUUUAUAGUCUUUCAUUUCAUUUUCUGGGUUUUUUAUGUAUACUAUUCUCGCAUGUAGAUAUCUUCUAAACUUAAGGUAACUUUUUGAUCCUUUUUUGUACGCAGCUGGAUUUGAGCUGACCUGUUAAAUAACAAUGAACAUAUAGGUAUAGGGUAUUCCUGCAGGGAAGUAGAUAAUGGUGGGGGAAAGCCAUCUUGUGUUGGUUUUAAAAUAAUCCGCCUUGUGAUUUACAAAGCUGCGCAUGAAACUUUUAAAAUAGAUUCAACACUUGUGGAAUAAAAUUCAAGCAAAAAAACUUCAUAUGAAAAAGCUGUGCUAUUGCAAUAAAUCACUGCAGGACAUGAGGAAGUUCUGCUUCAUUUUUUAAAAAAAUUAGGAAAUGUUAGUUACUGCUUAGUUAUUUAAUUUAAUUAGUUUGGCAAAUUUCUAGAUGAGUAAUUUUCAUGAAGUAUUCUAAUUCUCUUAAUUGAGGCAGAACAGUUGGCUAACAAAUAAAAUUCACACAUGCUUGAUUUUGUAUUACUAGAUAGGUUGGUAUAUUUGAACCACAAAUUUGUUAUGCAUUAAUUUUACAGGAUGGUGAAGUGGAUGCUGAGGAGCUACAGAGAUGUCUAACCCAGUCUGGAAUCAGUGGAACUUACUCUCGUAAGACUUUGUUGCUUCUGAACACCUUAAAUUCAAUCUCCAAGAAGUUACUGCAUUCUUCUAUCUGUCUUGGCCAGUGCUGCACUGGCUGGGGCUGAUGGGAGAUGUAGUGCAAAACAUUAAGUUUGUUAUUAGAUGUAUAUUCCACCUUUCUCCGAGGUGCUCAAGGUGGUGCAAGGUAGGUUAGGCUGAGAGACUGUGAGCAGUCCAAGGUCUCCCAGGAAGAUUCGCAGCUGAGUGGAGAUUUUAAUUCUGGCCUGCCAGGUUCAAGUCAGGGAAGAUUGUUCUUCAUUUCCCUCUUGACUUGCUUAAGUCCUGUUUGCCUCUCUGUAUCUGUAGCCACAUGACUUGUUUGGGCAGUUAUGCCUUGAGUGAUAAAUAUUGCAUUUAAUGUCCCUGCAACAUGUGUAAUGCAGCAAACAAUGAGUGUGGCAGAUGGCUUAAUAAAAUGUAAGGAAUGAUUUUUAUCCAAACUAUAGCAUGUGAUGAUUGGCAUUUCCAUAGUACAUAGUGGACCUGGAUAUACAUGAAGGUGUGACUGUGUAUCCGAAGAGCUCAGAAGGCAGAUGUUCCUCUUGCUCUGCCUCCUGCCGUUGAGGUUUUCAACUAUUGUCAUAGCUUAUUUGAUCGUUCAGACGACUUGGAAUACUUAUUCCUGCUUGUGGAUACUUCUGCUCACUUUCUGCCUAUCAAGGAAGCAUAUUCAUUUUUGAAUUCUUUCAGUUGCUAAUUUGAACUCAAUUCAUAGCAUGCUUUGCAUGCUACUUGAAUUGUUUUUAUCAAGGAAUAGUUUUUUUCUUUCACUUUUCUGAUGUAAAUUUUAUAGUAUCCUCCAUUCUCAUGCUAAUUCACACAGGUUGUAUAAAACCUUUAAAACAGGAAAAGUAUUCUGAAUACAUUUUCAUUAGGUCUGUCUCUUUUUUAUAUAUAAAUUAGCCAUUGUUUUGCUAGCCAUUACCUGUACAUGAAUUGCUAGUCUUUAUAAACUUCAUUAUGUUGCUAGUCGUAAUAGUUUGAACAAUAGUUAUUAGAGCUGAAAUCAAUAUAUGCCAUCUAGAAUUAAUGCAUCUUUCACUUGUAAUUUCAGCAUUCAGCUUGGAGACGUGCAGAAUUAUGAUAUCAAUGUUGGAUGUAUCCUUGGAAAAAGUCUUUAAGUAUAACUGUAAACUUCAUUUCAUAUGAAACCAGCUGGACCCAGGUUCAAUAUACAACAGGACCAAGGUUUCGGGAUGCAGGAUUCUGAAUAUGUUUAGGAACAAUCUUGUUUUGAAAGAUGAAAAGAAACUAAAAUUGAUGAGCUUGUAGGGCCAGCUAAGCAUUCAAAAACAUGCUUUAGAACCUUCACUCCAUAUUUUGUGUUAACAGAAACUGGGUACAUCAGCAAAGCUAAUUCUGGACACUGAUUCUGGGGGUUAAGCUACAGCUGCUGGCUUUGUGCAGUGGGAACUGCAGUUUAAACUACAGGCUCAAUGUGUUAGCCAGCAUGUGCUAGUUACUGGGCUAUCCCAACUCAAAUGUGACCAACAGCAACAAAGUAGUGAGUAUUGAAUGGUAUUUAUGUACCAAGUGACAGGAAAUAACUUAAAGUAAUGUGUGUGGUUUUAAAAACAAACAAACAAAAAAGCCUGUAAUAUUAGAGAUAAGUUUGGAAAGCAUACUACACUUAAAAUAAACUGAAUUUCAUACCACCUAGGUUGGCAGUACUUGGUUUUGUGCUGCUUUGGAACACACUGAUAUUUUAAGGAUUUUCCUUCUUGACCCUUUGCAUCCUGUAGAUCAGGGUGUAAAUAAACAAAAAACAAGAAAUAAUUUCACUUGCUCGGAUAACUUGAACGUAGAACAGCAGCUUAAAAUGUUCUAAGCAAACUCCUGAAUAAGAAGUUGGAAGAUAUGUAUUCAAAACAAAAAAUCUAAUGCAGGUUUAUGUAUUUCUGUUCACCAACUUUCUUCAAGAUGGUCUGUUUUCUUAACUAUUACAUUAGAGAGAGAAUACUGGGAAAAUGGGAUACAAUGAAUUUAAGGAACUCUGGGCCGCUCUCAGUGCUUGGAAACAAAAUUUCAUGAUGAUAGAUCAAGACCGAAGCGGAACUGUGGAACUUCAUGAAUUGACUCAAGUCAUUGUAGCUAUGGGUAUGAUACGUUGGCUAGACAUGUGUUUUCAAGUGACUAAUUAUUUCCCUGUAAAAGUAGAAUGGGUUGCUAGGAAGAGUAUUUAAAAAUGAUAUAUUCAGGACGUUAUACAGUAUUUUAGUGAUUGGCUCUAGAUAAAUCUUGGUCAUAACUUGCUCAGUCUAUGGGUAGAAGAGCAAGAGUAUUAAAGGAUGUAUGUGAACAGGAGUCUGACAUUUGAAAGGAUGAAGUUGAAUCAUGUAUUGCUGCUUUCUUCUCAAAGCAUCUUCAUACAAAACAACCAUAGGUCUGAAUUGUCCAGGAUUUUGAAAAUCUUCAUUGAUUGCUUACAGGGUACACAAAUAAUGCAGGAUUGAAUUGCUCAGGCAUACAUGACAGAAGGUGGUAGUUCCAGUGUGAGCACAGUAGAAAAAGCUGCUGGCUUUCCUAUUAGAGAACAGGGAGAUUGAUUGGGAGGACAUCUUUGAAGUCCUCUUAGUUUCUAGUAAUCCAUUCUGAUCAAUGUGCCUGAGAACUCAGGGUUUGGGACCAGCAUUACAGCUAUAGAUGUGAUUCUGGAAGCCCAUGUCUUUGCAAAAUGGGGUGGGUGGUGGUCUAGAAUCAGCCAGGUGCUUAUUGCUUCUCUUCCUUGCCCAUUGCUUCCUCUACAGUCCCCUUCUCACAGUUUGGGCUCUAAAUCCAUAUUUACACAUUGCAGGAAAAGCAUUUUGGGAGGAAGGUUAAGCAAUUCUCUUUCACUUGCCCAUCUCUGCUCCUGACAUCCAUAUCCAGGUCCCUAGUGAAUGUGUGAGACAGUCCUUAGAGCAAUGGACCUGCCUUCCUUCCCUUAGUCUGGGAAGGAAGGAAUAUAUCAUAGUAUUAUAUUACUAUAUAUAGUAAUAUAUAUAUAUAUAUAUAUAUAUAUAUAUAUAUAUAUAUAUACACACUAUAUACUAUAUAUAGUAUAUAAAUUUCCCACUGUACCUAGAAGGGAAAGAUGCAGCUCCCUCACUCAACACCUGCUUUAUUCUUGGAGUGCAUGUAUUGUGUUCCCCUCUUGAGUUUUAGUUCAAAGAGGGCUGUGAAUGCUAGGAGCUGUUUAAAAAUAUUAAGCUAACAAAAACGCUUGUUUAAGCCUUUUGCUCUGAAGUUGACAUGUUUUUCUCCUUGACCUCGUCUAGGUUAUAGGCUAAGCCCACAGACAUUAAUUGCUAUUGUAAAACGUUACAGCAAGAAUGGCAGAAUCUUUUUUGAUGACUAUGUGGCUUGCUGCGUGAAGCUUCGGGCUUUGACGGGUAAGGUGUUUUAUAGUUAUUUUUGUAACAAUUCUGUAUCUGAUGCCAGUUGAUGACUAUUUUUGUUACAUUUGUAACUGUAAUUUUUUCUAUGUUGUCAGCUGCCUUGAGCACGGUUUGAACUGUGGAAAGGUGGCAUACAAAUAAAAUGAUGCAUGUCUCUAAGUAAUGCAGCAUUAGAAUCUGAAGUGAGAUUAAAUUUAAGGGGUGAAAUCCCAUGAUGUGCAAGUGGGCUUCCACUCACUUCCCAUUUCUCUUUCUCCUGCACACCCCAAAAUCUGCUCUGUAGGGUUGACAAUCCUCCAGAACAGAUUUUGAGGGUGUGCAAGCAAGAGGAGAGGGAGGUGUCAUAUUGGAAGUCCCAAUAUGCAAGCAGAAGUCUAUUCGCUCUUUCGUAGGCAGUAUCUGAUGCAACCCAAGGACUCUGUGCACUCUUACUUUUUUCAGCUUAAAAAUCAGGUCAUUGUGAAAUACAAAAUGCAGUAAAUGUGACAAAAUACUCAGCAGCUGGGUCUGGGAGCAUGAUAUUCAGGUAGCUGCAAAGCACGGCAUAAACUUGAAACAUCUGGGGCCAAUUUUUGUGCCUUGUAUAAUCUCGUUGACUUGAUUAGGACUGAACAUUACUGAGAGAAUUGUCUGAUUUCUUUGUCAGUGGAAUUUAUUGUAACUAAAUUGAGAAGGUUGCUUUUGGAGGAUAUAAUCUUGUGUUUGGUAUAAUAUUUUAGCCCAGUUCCAGUCAGUGAGACUUGAGCAUGCAAACAAGUUUCAGAAUGUGCAUCAGAAUGUUUACAAUAAAAAUGUUACUUUCUUUUAACAGAUUUCUUUAGGAGAAGAGACAGCAUGCAACAGGGCAUUGUGAAUCUUGUAUACGAUGAUGUAAGUAACAUAAUGAAUAACUGGUUGUUCAAAUUAUAACUUUCAUUAUGUACCUGCAAUAUUUUCAGAUUUUUUUUCUGGAGAAAGAAUUCUCUCAAAGUAGUGAUUGUUCUUGGGAAAUAAUCUCAGAAUAGUGUUGAACUUCUUUCAGAAUCUCAUCUGUGGCGUCCUGUGCAUUAAACAAGUUUUUGGACUGUGUUUUUCUCCCAACACCCUUAGUUCAGUUGAACUGUCAUGCUUGAAAUCUUGAUUAGCCAGUUUGGUUAUACUGUACUCCGGGAUGUUCAGCCUUUGGAAACUAUUUGUAUGAAUGCUAAUAGUACAGCAGGAGUUCCAAUAAAUUUUGCAUUGGAAAAUCUGCAAAAACAAUGCAGUUCUAAUAACGCAUCUUAAAUAGUAACUGCAAAUGUUGUUAUGGGCCUUAUUUUGACUGCGGUUAGGUAUUGGAUCAUAGAGUUGGAAGGGAUCACAAGGGUCAUCUAGUCCAACCAAUGCAGGAAUCUUUCACCUAGCCUGGGGCUCGAAUCCACAGCUCUAGGAUUAAGACCAUCUCUGUUUUCUAAGUAGAGAGAUGAAUGAGUCUCUUGGCCAUGCAUGUUGCUUUUUUGCUCCUUCCAUUUUGUGAGUGAAAUAUUCUGUGAACUAUUUAAAUAUUCCAAAACUCUAUUUUGUCUGAACCAGGAAACUCUGAGUAACUGCUUUGGAAUAAGUCAGGAUAUGAAGCCACGGUUCAUAGGAAAUUAGUUGAAGAGUUCCUGUUUUAUUCCUUCUUUGAAGGAGUAUGGUCAUCUGAACCAGCCCACUCUGUUAGAAUAGUCUUGACUAAUGUGUUACUAGGCAGGUGUGUGCACACGUUGUAUUCAAAACACUGGUCCUUUGUGCAUUAAAUACUGUUUCUCAGAUUUGGGAUGUUUAUGGCAUGUCCUUCAGCUGGGAAAACAUAAGUGUUUGGGGCAGGCAACUUAUUCACAGUUCUUUAAUUAUUUUUCUGGACUAUUACUACUAUCAUGAAAAGCAGAUGGAAGAAUAGAUCAAAUAGAUUUUCUUGAAUUGCAUAUUCAGUUCUCUCAAUUUCCAUCUCAACAGUAGCAGAACUCGCUGUAAUUGCCAAACCCUACCACUAUGUGUAGCUUUCAGCCUGCAAAGAUACAAAUAUACAGGGAACAGACUGCCAAGGCAUCUAAAACUAAGCAGAUGCAUGUUUUAGGGCAGAUGAUUUUCAUUAUCAAAUUUUGCGUCUCUUGUUGCAUUCGUACUCUUUGUUCAAGUAAUGAGGAGCCACAUUGGGUGUUACUGAAUACUGAAAGUACUGUGUAGGAUGGUGAUAAUCUGUGUGUUUUGGGGUUUGGUGGUUUUUGCUGUUGCUGGCAUACAGUAAAAAAACUUGACUCUGUUUUGAUAAUAAAGUAUAUCUAACUUCAGUUAUGAUUCGUUGGUAAAUAAUUUUAUUUGACUGGCACAUUUUUACCUUUUUAUAUUUGCUUGAAUCCACUGUUGAACUUCUGUCAGCAGCAAACUCAUUUUUUCCCCACACAAUGGCUUUUGAGGCUACUGUUCUUGAAAGUAGGAAAACAGUUUGUUUCUGAAACCCUCUGUUCAGGGGUUCCCUGCACUGAUUGCCAACAAUACCAGCCCUCCUGUGCAGAUUUUCAGGAGGCACAAUGGACUUAUAGGGUGAAGCUUCCUCCUCCUCCCUUCCUUCAAGAAAAACAUUUUGUGAGCAGAAUUCUGCUCUGAUUUUGACAAUUGGCCCCAAUAUAUUUUACUUCUUGACCUGCGUAUAGUGAACAAAUCCCAAACUGCACUCUGCUCAUUCUUUGUCUAGUUAAAAAAUCCAUUUCUUUAAAUUGGCAGUUAAUAUUACAAUUGCUUUUGUUUUUCAGUUCUUGCAGUGCACCAUGGCUAUCUGAGUGCCAACUGUGGAAGAAAAUUCCAUGUAUAAUUUCAACUACUUUGAGAAAACUAACUGAAAAUGCUGUGAAAAUGAAGCUGCCAUUGAUUUUUCCACAUUUCUGCCUGCUAAUGCAUCAUUUCUGUAUAAAUAUAUUUGACUUUUAGUGUGUAGUUUGACAAUAAACAAAUGUUCACAUUUUACAGUAAUUCUUAGAAGUGUGCCAUUCUUUAUGCAUAUGGAUGGUAGACUUUUUAUAUUUUGGGAUUAUGCUCUCAGGAUUGAUAAGAGGAAACAAUCACAUUUCAUGUAAUGGUUAUAAACAGGGUUUAGUUUAUCUUAAAGUGCACUCCCCCCAAUACCUGCUGGCUUAAAUUGCAAUAAAGAUUAGCUGUAAUUGGCAUUCUAGUGUUCUACAACCUCAGUUGUUUCAUGUGCUGCACGCCUAUGAAAUAAUAAAUGCCUGGAAUAAAAAAGAAUUAGUAUUUGUCACAAGUACAAACUUAAAACAUAUUUCUUCUUCGGGAUGUUCAGUAGAUUUAUUUGACUGUAGACUAGUAUAACAUGUUCAUAGUGAAGAUUAUAUUUAAUGGUAGUUGAAAACUUUUUGUUUAACUAUUUUUAUCCUCUUGAAGAUGUAAUCCUCAGAAGAAUUCGUGUGCCUCUCCAGAGCACCCAUUUUUUCCUUUAAAUGUUUGAGGCUUCUUUCUUAGAUGUGUGAAAGAAAAAGUCCUAAUUGACCCUUUCUUGUUCUCAGCUAAAAUCACCAUAUUAUUUGAACAAACUUGUGAACAAAUGCCUGAGCAGAUUGAUUACAGAAUCCAGCUCUGUGCAUCAUAUACAGUGCAUUGUAGUUACUACCAGAAACAAGGGCAAUGUUGACUGACUGGGAAGCUGUUGGUAUGAAGUAGCUCCUUGCAUGGUUGUGAUAGUUUCAGCCAGGCCAGCUUAUUGAUGCCAUUUUCUUUUUCUAGUAGCUACUAUUCUGCAAGUUUAACGUGUAAAUGGAUGCAUACUGGUGCUUUUUCUUUUACUAUUCAAGCCAAAUCUUGCAUCUGUUCAUUAUUUGUGAGCGUAGUGAAACUUCAAGUUAGGAUAGCAACACUUUCCAGGCUUUGAUCAAUGGGCUUGAUAAUGUUUGGGUCUACAAGAUAUGUUGAGAUGAAUCUGCAGCCCAACCUUGUGAGCCGCUAUGCAGGUGCUGCUGCCCCAGGUAGUAGGUGGGAGGAAGACAAGGUUAGGAUAGGGCUUUGUGCAGUUGCAGCAGCUGGCAUCAACAGAUGUACAACAAUAUAUUGUUUCCUCUGUGCUUCAAAGAGCACCAAACAAGCUCUGAUGAAGAGGGCAGAAUUGGACAGCCCUCUGUAUUGUUAGGCCCCACUGGAAACAGCCAGAGGGUCUAUUCAGUGGUGCAGCCUUGUUGCCAUUUCUUGACAUGUUUGAUGGCAUGAUGAAAGCUGCAUGUUCAGACCAAUUUGCUCAGCCAAGGAUACAUUACUUAGCUGCCAAGGCACAAAUCCAGGUUGAUUCUGCCACUGCUAAACAUUUUAAGGGUCAGUUUGCCUAUUGUGAUUUUAAAAAAUUCUUGUACUGAGAAAGAUUGUUUUUAGAAUGGAAUCAGUAAUGUAUGGAUUUAACACUUCAGUUGUUUAUGUCUUGCAGCAUCUACCCAUAGAAUCUCACUAGUAUAAUGGACUCUUUUCUAAAAGGAUCUUGCGUUAUCAUCCAGUCCCUGUAACUCGUAUUGGCAGUUUAAAAUCAAAGUUCUGAAAUCAUUGACACUCUUCGUAUGCAUAUUUUGCUGUUCACAAUUGUCGAGUAAUAGUUGUAGAUUAUUUGCAAUCUGCUACGUAGCGAUUUUCGUACAUUCUGAAAUAACUGGAUACUGUUCUAACUGUACAAAUGUAGUAACUAUUUUCAGUGCCAUUCCAGGCAAUUGUUUGGAAAUAAACUUGGAACUCGCUUUAUAUUCUUUCAUACCAAGACGGUGUAACUCUGAGAUGAUACAGUUCUUGAGCACUACAGUAAUGUUGCAGGAUAUGCUAGAUCUUUAAUUAUUAUUAUUAUUAAUUAAACUUGGAUUUCGUUGAAAGCAUUAGCACAGCAUGGUAGGUGACAGUUGUAGGUGGGAGAAGAUAACUUUGUGAAGAUUCUUAACUUUGAAGUGUGCGAGACCAGCUAUACAAUUUCAAAGAAAAAGUUGUAGUACAACUCCUUUAAAUCUCUCUUGCUACAUACACAGGUGGAGUUCAUGCAUGUUUCCAGUCUUUCAAAAAUGAGUGUUUGCUAGAAGGAUAGCAUUAUCCCAGGAAUAUCCCAACUCCCACCAGCCCCAGCCAGUAUGGGCAAUGAUCAUGAAAACUGGUAUCAAAUAACAGCUGACAGGAUACAGAUUCCACAUCCCUGUGUUACACACUUCUCACAGUGCUAUUUUUCUCUACACACAAAAUUUUCUACUUCCUUGAUCAUGCAAAUAUGUGAGGCUGCCUCAGUGAUUAAGAGGAAUCUAUCUGAGAUUAAAUACACUGCAUAUUGCCAGUUCUAUGAGGGAUGACUUGGGAAGAUCAGUCUGUACUCUUUGCAUGUCAUAACUGAUGUAACAAAAAAUAAUUAGAUGCAGCAACUGCUGCCGAGUGUCCCAAAAUAAUGUAGGAUCACAAAUGAAUAACCACCCAUUGUGCAUACCGCUGAAAAAAGAUCUAAAGGUAUAGUUGGAUGAUACACAUAAAAGCAAACUCUUUGCAAGCCUGCACAUCUUCAUUAUCCUGGAGUCUGUCUUAAUGGCGGGAGGUAGUUGGACCUGAAACACAUAGCUGGAAGAUUGGGGAGGCUAGCUAGUGGUGUCCAAUUUAAUUUCUACAAAUGAACCCAUAGAAAGAAGUCUUGAGACCUGGUUGAGAUGUCUGAAAAUUACUGAAGCCCAAGGGUUGAUGCAAGUCAGUGAGGCGACACUGUUCAGACUCUGACUGUGAGGCUCACUGGUCCUCCACUCACCAUUUAAGUAAUAACUGGCAUAAGUGAGGCUGAACCCCUCCACUGAAGGCAAGUGAGAUACCCUCUCCCCAGAGGUGGCUAGUGUCCAUUGGGGCUAGUGAGGCAGAAGGCGGGAAGACCAACAGUAGGUGCAGCCAGAAUCAAAGGCAGGUGGGAGAAAAACUAGAAAUGAGAUUAAAAGGAGGGCAUGGACAUCAGUGUUGCCUCCUGGAGUGGUUGCAAGAAGGCAGGGAAAUUGGGAUUGGCUGAGCGUAGAUUGAGUUUGCAGUGCUACAGGACUUCCGGGGUGGCGCCAUCGGCAAUGGCGGACUCCCUCUGAACCGGAGGGACUAGCUCCGCGGGAAACGGGUCUUCUCCGCUACGGCGAAGCGGGGACCCUUUCAAAAAUCACAGGCGGAUGAAGCCUGUGACGAUGGGACUCGGCAGGCACCUUUAGCGCCCCCCCAACUCGCUAAGGAACCCACUAACGGGCUCCGAAGUGAAGAGGGGGAAGUGGCGCGGUGCUGUGAGUCAACUGCUAUUUCCGUGGAGCGAAGCCGCAUAGCCGUUGCCGGAGAGCGCUGCCUUUAUCCUGGGACAAUUUGGACUCUAAAAUAAGCACCCGUGAGUACUUAGACUUUGAACAACUGGACAUUAGAUGGGGACUUGCGAGCAGAAAGGAAUUGGAUCUUAAAAAUCUAUUUCAAUUUGGUACGGAACGGGAAGGUCUAAACAGGAAGUCAGCCUUCCGUUCUUCUGUAGACAGAAUAAAGCAAAGACAACGUAAACUAGAGCUCAGAAAAUCGCUUUUAAAGGAUUGGAUUUCAUCAUUUAAAAUUGUGGAACCCCCCUUCGACAGCAGGAGAAGAAGGGGGAUCCUUUUUGGACUGUUUAAAGUGAGUUUAAAGUAAAGUAACUUUCCUCCGUCCUGAUCCUGGAGCGGGGUGUCAGGACUGACGUUUGAAGUUCAUUGACCAGAGACAAACGUUUUUGACAGAUAGCUAAAAGAAGAGAAACAUAGUGUAUCCACUGUUUCCCUUCGCAUUUCAAAGGAACAAAUAUUGACAAAGUAUCUCAAAAAGGGAAACUUUGUUGCAAGAUCAAAUAGAAGUUUUUCCCCUAGAGGGAGACUGUGAAACUGUAACCAGCUCCAGGGAGCCGGCAGCUGUUUACAGAUUACAAUCGUGGGAAUAGGCAUUUGACCUUGCAGGACAAUGUAUUCAGAAGCUUUGUUGUGUGUUUUCUACAAAACAAAUGCCCUACUGGAACAGUUACAUGAGAAGGUGAAUUUGAUGACGACUUCGACUAGAAAUUUUGAACAGGCAGUGGGAAAUUUUGAACAGACAGUGGGAAAAUAUGUGGAGCCCACCCAGGAAUUAAAUCAGGAGUGUGUCCUGACAGAACAGGCCCAACAGGAAUAUGAGUUUUCGGAUUUGACAAAUGAACUUGGAAAAAGCCAGAUUUGGAAAGAAAAAGUUUGGUUUGGCUUUGAAAUGGGGGGCUAGAUUGACCCCCCAUGCUGGGAUGUUUGGACUUUUCAAAUCUGGCAAUGGGCUGUGAGAUGUUUGGGAUGGUGGGGGCUCUUAAUUUUGGAGGGUGCUUUUAAAUACCAUAUGGAAUUCAGUGUUGAAUAUGGAAAAGGGGCUGAUCUGUCGAGAAGGGUUAAAAAUAUUGCCAAGCUGGAGUUACCACGAGCAGGAGACAAGGGAAAAUACAGUUACAAAUAUGAAGAAGAGCUGCGAAAGGGACAUGGAAGAGACUUGAGGGCCUUGGAUAUAAGGUUGCCAGGUUAAUGGGCCAGAUCGAUGGGAUAAUAAGGACUGACAAAACCCGGAACCAGGAGGAAGGAACGUUGGAUGAAGAUUGGAUCUGUUUGUAUUUCUUUUUUCUACCAUUAGAACUGUUUUAUAAAAUUGAUGAAUGUCAGAAAAAUGUUGGAAUGAAAUUACUCGGCUUUAGUAAAGAUGUUUAAAGAAUUAUGAAAGAAUAUUAUGGUUAUGAGAAGUUGGUAAGGAUAAGAUUUAAGUUUUAAGCUUUAAGGUUUAUUUUCUUAUAGAAAGAUAAGAUUAAAACUGUUUAGGGUAAUGUAAUGACAGAAUAUUAUGAAAUAUGGAAAGGAUUUGCUGGGAUAAUUAAUAACUAGGAUACAAAGAAAGGGAGGAGGAGGAGGAGGUCAAAGAAAGAAGGUAAUGACAGUUGAGGAUUCGAGAAUAAUGAAUUUGUUUUUAAAUGUUCUUAAAUUGUAUUUUUGUUUUUUUUGUGUGUGUCUUUUUUUCUUAUUUUUGAAUUUGUAUUCGUAUGGUCGGAAGGGUUUUUUUUUUCUUUUUCUACUUUGUUAACUAUUUUUAUUUUGUAUUUUCUUCUGCUUUUAUUUUAUGUUGUAACACUUUGAAAAUUUCAAUAAAUAUUUUAU